Owenia fusiformis is the source of this 1615-nucleotide messenger RNA. The record is from the annotation of a GenBank genome assembly. NCBI's taxonomy places the organism in Eukaryota, Metazoa, Annelida, Polychaeta, Sabellida, Oweniidae.
UCAUGAAUCAUCGCCCAGUAAAUUUUUUCUACAAAAACGAUACCUCCUAAAUUUUCCAGACUAUCUCUUAUCACGCUGUCACAAUGCAUUAAAUCUUAAUUAGAGCAGGGCUACAAUAUACGAGGUAAAAGAUGGGAGUGAAUGCCUCUCUGCUAAUGCAAGAUCUCAGAAAAUACAAUGGCAAACGCUGCAUGCCGAGUAAGAAGCUAGUGACAUUCCCGGAAAGUCGGCUGAAGACAGCUGGCAGCAUUGUUACAUGCUUCUCUGCUAUGCCUUAUGUUUCUGGUAUAUCAGUUCCAAGUGCUGAAGACAAAAGGUGGAUUGUUGACACACAUUUCAUGCCAUAUGAUGACACACAGUUGAUCAGCAGUGUGGGGGUGUUUAGGUUUAGACAGGGAAUGACACCUGUCAACAUACAACAUAUGAUCAAUGGACUUCUCAUACAGUGGAACAUCACUGAUGAUCUCAAGUUCACUCCUGUACGUGGGACCAGUAGUACAUCAUAUCCCCAGAUAUCACUCCAUCCAAAUGGAAAGCAUAUUGGUUACAUCAACAGCAACGUAACCAUCAUAAACCCUAGUUCUAAACAUAAACUCCACAGACGCAUGGACAUCAAACAUUUGAAUUUCCGGAACAUGUCAAUAUCACCAAAUGGUUUCUAUAUUGCAAGCAUUGCGAGGUCAUCUUAUUAUUUUGAGUUGGUAGUUUCACUUGUAGAUCCCUCUAGUUUGGUCGAUAGGGAUCCCUACAGCACGAUGGGAUAUUUAGGGUCUAGCAUGUCAGAUAUCGCCAGUGUGAACUUACACAGGAUCUGCCCAGGCUUCAUGGGCACAAGAUUAUAUACAGAAAAGGCUGAAGUUGUAUGGUCUCCUGAUAGCCAAUAUAUAGCUGUCACAUCAUCCAUGGGAAUGUUGCUAAUUGUAAAAAGAUCAGUUAACAAUGAUGUAACAAAAAUAAUUCCUGGAAUUUUGGAUUACAAUUGCCAAAAGCUUGCAAAUGAAAGGACAGGUGAUUUUGAUCCACGUUUCGGCCAUCAGACAUUUACAUUUGCACUUAGGGAUGACACUAUCUGUACAUAUGAUCUAGACACUGAUGAUUUUACAGAGGUACUUACAGUUGAAUGCAUUGAAACACUAGAAUCAGUCACUAACCUGAAAUACAAUGUUGCAGGGACUGUUUUAGCCAUAGGUACGUCGGAGAUGUUGAUCCACAUUCAUGACUCGGACACAUUCCAGCUUCUCUACAGCCUUGAUGGAAAAUCCCAGGGGAGUAUGUCGGUUCAGAGACACCCUGACAAUAACGAGUAUCCUAGUUUGUUGCGUAUGUCAUUCAGUCAUACAGGAAACCAACUAUGUACAUCUAACACAGAUGGCAUUGUGAGAAUCUGGCAACUGAAGCCAUAUAUUAAUUUACAACAUAUGUGUAGAACUGCUAUACAGAAACAUGUUAGGGCAGACAGACUAGUGCAACUACCACUGCCACCAAAGUUAAUAUUUUUUAUCUUACAAUGGCCAUUACCUUAAGUUAUGCUGCUAACCAUGACAAUAGUCACACUAUAUUGGAUUUUCAAGGAAUUUUUGAAGAAAUUUUAGUUUUUUAUGUCCCCACCACAUAG